Molecule: messenger RNA, 8091 nt
Organism: Dermacentor silvarum
Lineage: Eukaryota; Metazoa; Arthropoda; Arachnida; Ixodida; Ixodidae
Product: ATP-binding cassette sub-family C member 5-like
Exons: 29
Coding region: 345-4616 (1423 amino acids)
Biological process (GO): transmembrane transport
Cellular component (GO): membrane
Molecular function (GO): ATP binding; ATP hydrolysis activity; ABC-type transporter activity
Source: RefSeq, a predicted model, not a curated record
CCAAUCCAGCUCUUGUGCUUGCCGCUCGUUCUCGAUGCGCUCGAGGUCGGCGCGAGCUUCACUUCACCUGCGCGUCAACGGCUAGCCGGCUGCUCGACCUUGACGGUACGAUGCCUCUCUUUUUCGCUGAAAAACUAAACUAAGCGCGUACGAAAUUGUAGCCCAUCACUGAUAAAGGUCGCUGCGGCGACAGCAUCCCUCCAUUUGUCUCGAUUCUUGAAUGAUGACAUCCGAAACCGUUCGACCAGCGUUUGUCACUUCCAGCUGUAGCAGACGCGUCUGAGUCAUCUGAAGAGCAACUGAGUUAUUUCCUCCGCGAAAGAAACCGCAAACGACUUCAAGGCAUGGCGGCAACGAAGCCCAACAGGCCCCCCACGGACAUGCACAAGUGGAUGUCCACGGGCUCGUUGUUCCUUCCGUACGGCACAGCGGAGGACUACGCACAAGCCGACGACGAUGCAGCUGACGGCAGAGCAUGCAACAUGGUUAACGCCGAUUCGCUGGACUUGGACACAUUCAAAGUAAACGAAGGCCUGUCCAAGUACAAGGAUGCCCUGAAGGUCCUCAUACCUGUCCGUCCUCGAUCCAAAGACAAGCAUGAGAUGCCCACAAACAAGGCAGGUCUGUUCUCGUUCAUCUCGCUCGUCUGGAUGACCAAGUUGAUGUGGAAGGCCUAUCGUCAGGGUAUCCACCAGGAAGACCUGUGGCAAAUGGCUCCCAGUGAGUCGGCUGAGGUCAACGUCAAGAGACUUGAGCGGCUCUGGAAAGAUGAGCAGCUACUGCAAGGAGAUAAGGCUGAGUUUUGGAGAGCAGCUGCCAGGUUCUGCAAGACACGUGCCAUUGUUGCGGGCCUUUUCAUCUGUCUCGGCAUGACUUUUCAGUUUCUUGGUCCCGCUGUGAUGCUGCGUGCGAUUCUCUCGUACCUUGAGGAUGCUCACGCCAGCUUGAGCACAGGCCUGCUGCUUGCCUUCAGCCUUGUGGGGACUCAGCUGAUGCGUUCGGGAUGCCUGAGCAUGUCGUGGGUGAUUGGUGCACACACCGCGAUCAGACUUCAGGGCGCCUUGCAGUUGCUUUUGUACCGAAGAAUGCUCAAGGUUAGGGUUGAAGAAAAACAUUCAGGGCAGGUGAUCAACCAUGUCACAAAUGACAUGGAAAGGAUAUUUGACGCUGCCAUGAAUGGGACAUUGAUGUUGGGGACACCAGUGAUGUUUUUGUUGACUCUAGUCUACAGCUGCUAUCUCAUAGGGCCCUGGGCUUUGAUGGGCAACAUUGUGAUUCUGCUGUUCUACCCAAUCAUGGGUGGAAUCGCAGCUGUAAUUGCCAAGCUGCGCCGACUGACUGUGAAGAAGGCUGACGAGCGAGUGCAGCUGAUGGCAGAGGUGGUGAACAACAUCCGCCUCAUCAAGCUGUAUGCUUGGGAGCAGCCCUUUGCAAGCAAGGUGUUUGAUGUACGAAAUGAGGAGCGCAAAGUGCUGAUGAAGGGCAACUUUUUACAGUCACUGUCGACAACCGUGACACCAGUGAUUCUGAUAAUGGCAACGGUGACAACGUUGCUGGGCUAUGGGGCGACGGGCCACGAACUACUGGCCUCCAAGGCCUUCACUCUGUUUGCGCUUUUCAAUGGCAUGGGCUUCUCCAUCGGAACCUUGCCCUACGCCAUCCGAGCAGUUACAGAGGCCAAAGUAGCUUUGCAGAGAAUCCAGGAGCUCCUGGAAUUAGACGAUGCCAAAGUGUGGGUGAGAAAGAUCGAGGAGAAGGACAAGCGAUUCGCUGUGACAGUUUCGGAUGCCUCAUUCACAUGGAACAGCGUGCAGUCCAACGUCAAGAGUGUUGACAUUGUCAAGGACAGGUUUAAAGGUGUGCCAAAUGCCAAGCGGGCGAGGCACAGGGGUCCACAAGAGGCGUGCAACGGGGAUGCGAACGAGCGGACGCCGAUGACGGAGGUGAUCGCUGAACCCGAGGAAGCGCUGAAAGAUGUGACCUUGCACAUCAAGAAGGGGUCACUGAUUGGAAUUUGUGGCCGUGUAGGUGGUGGCAAGACUUCACUACUGAAUGCCUUGUGUGGUGAGAUGAACUUGCUGAAGGGAGAAAUGGACGUCAAUGGAAGCAUUGCGAUUGUGACCCAGCAAGCCUGGAUUUUCAAUGCUACUAUUAGAGACAACAUUCUCUUUGGGCUGCCAUACCUGAAGUCAAGGUAUGACGCAGUCCUUGAGGCUUGCUGCCUUUUGCCUGACUUGGCAAUGUUUAGUUGUGGGGAUCUCACAGAGAUCGGUGAGAAAGGGGCGACUCUGAGCGGGGGCCAGCGGCAGCGUAUCAACCUCGCACGGGCGCUGUACAGCGACCGGGACAUCUUCCUGCUGGACGACCCGCUGUCGGCUGUGGACUCACGUGUGGCCCGCCACCUACUGGAGCGCUGCAUCCUGGGAGCACUGCGCGGCAAGACUGUCUUCCUCGUGACCCACUCGAUGGCCGCCCUGGAGCAGUGCCAGCAGAUCCUGUAUUUGCGCGGCGGCCGCAUCAUCGAGCGUGGCACACAUGCUGCCCUCGUCUCGUUUCCCGGCGAGUACCGCAAGAUGUUCCACAUGGACGGAGCCGCUGCCAAGCUCCCCGUUGAGACCGGAGCAGGAGGUUGGUCUCCCGGCGAUAUGCCAACGGUGGAUUCAGUCGACUCAAAGGAAGGACUGGCUAGUGACAAGGAUACAGUGGACGGCAGCAUGGAAGGCAGCAGCCGUCUGGUGAAGGACGAAGAGAAGGCGGUCGGGGGCCUGUCGAAGCGUGCCGUCUGGCUCUACGUUAGGGCUGCGGGCGGCCCCUGCGUGGUGGCCCUGCUGGCCCUGGCCUUCCUGGUCUUCGUAUGUGCGCAAAUGUUCGCCAACGUGUGGCUGCAGCGCUGGGUCGACUCGAUGCAGACCCGAAAAUCUGCCUUUGCCAACGAAACGUCCAUGCAGUCACCACUCACAGGUGCGUUGACUGUUCGCAACCAGUCGUUUCACAAAAACUCUACGGAUGUACACAGCCGCUCGGACAGCUUCUACUACAUUGCCUACGGUGUUGCUGUGCCCGUGAUGCUGUUGUGUGGCAUUGUAAAAGGAAUUGCAUGCACAGUGAUUAUGCUGCGUGCCUCCAGCAAGCUUCACAACCAGAUGCUCUGCGGUAUACUGCGAUGCCCAACAAGCUUCUUUGAUGUGACUCCGUCUGGUCGCAUCACUAACCGGUUUUCCAAAGACAUGGAUGAGAUGGACAUCCGGGUGCCAUUCUUCCUGGAGAUGGUGGUGCAGAGCCUGCUUUCAAUUGUGCUGCAGCUGAUCAUCUCGGUGUACGUGUACCAGGUGUUCUGCAUUGUGCUGGGUGCCGCCGUGGUGGUGUACCUGCUGCUGGAUCGCUGGCUCAACGUGGGCGUGCGCGAAGUCAAGAAGCUGGACAAUGUGGCCCGCUCGGCAGUGAUCGUGCACCUCUCCACCACCUUGCAGGGAGUCGCGGUCAUCCGAGUCUUUGGCUGCCACAAGUGGUUCACCAACAAAAUGUACGAGUUGGUGAACAAGCAAUCUGUAGCGCACGUGGUGUUCCACCUGGCCUCUCGGUGGUUCACGAUGCGCAUGGAAUUUGUGGGCAUCUGCAUGGUCGCGGCUGCGGCCUUCAUUGUGGUCAUCAUGCGGCAGAGUGUCAGCACUGGGCUUGCAGGCCUCAUGCUUGCCUCUGUCUUUUCUGUAUGCACUUUUAUACCUUUCAUUAUGAGGCUGAAGUCAGAACUGUCAGCCAGGCUUACUUCAAUGGAAAGAAUUCAUGAGUACUGCCAGGAUCUGAGUGAGGAGGCACCCCAGCACGUGCAGAGCUGUGGAGAGAUCAAAGGCUGGCCGAGCGAAGGGGACCUGCGCUUCGAGCAGGUGUGCCUGCGCUACCGCGACGGACUACCCCUGGUGCUGCACAGCAUCAGCUUCCACGCACGUGGCGGUCACAAAGUGGGCGUCGUCGGCCGCACUGGCGCAGGCAAAUCGUCCAUUUUGGUGGCGCUGAUGCGAAUGAAAGAGCUGGAGUCUGGAUGCAUUUUGCUGGAUGGCAUCGACAUCAGUACUCUGGGGCUCCACGAGCUGCGUUCUGCGAUAGCUGUGAUUCCGCAGGAACCUGUGCUCUUUCAGGGCACUGUCAGAUACAACCUGGAUCCUGCAAACAGGAAAACGGACGAAGAGCUCUGGGAUGCCCUGGAAAGAGCACAUUUAAAGGCAAAGAUUGAAAAAGAAGACAAGCAACUUGAAUGCGUUGUGGAGAAAAAUGGCGACAACUUUUCCGUUGGCGAACGACAGCUCCUGUGCCUGGCCAGAGCGAUGUUGCGCCACAACAAGAUUUUAGUCUUGGACGAAGCCACAGCAUCGGUGGAUGCUGAGACAGACCGGUUGAUCCAACAAACGGUGCAGGAUACCUUUGCAGACUGCACCGUUUUGACCAUAGCGCACAGGCUGCACUCUGUUCUUAGCUGUGAUAUGGUUAUUGUGCUGGACGCAGGACAGGUUGUUGAAAUGGGCAGCCCUUUCACCCUUUCGAACGACACCAGCUCAAUAUUUUCAGCAAUGUUGAGAGCAUCUGGCAUCCAGGCACCGUCGAGUGAAGUGCGUCGCUGACUGUGUGCAGCUUAGCUGAAGCCUACCGCUGGUGGACACAUGGGUUCCUAUGUGUGUAUGGGACCUCGUCAUCAUUGCACGGGUGUUCCCAUUGUAGGAUCUAAUUUUUUUGCAUUUUUUUCUUUAUUUACUUUUUUUUUGUCCCUACUCGCGAUAUACAUCUGAUUUUUUUGCACUUGCAAACUAUUACGAAUCUCCUUCAUUAGCUGUGUGUUAGCGUCCAUAAAUCCACAUUGGCAUACCUUUUCCAUCGGUGAAAAUUUCUGCCUUUGUGCCAUGGAAUCUUUCAUGAAGAUUGAAUUGCCUUUCCUCAGGGUAAACACAGUUUACUUCAUCUAGGUGCCGAAUCAGAGUUUCUGGGAGAGUUGUUGGUGUGUUUCAUAAAUGCAGCAUUUUCAGGCUGUACUGGCACCCUGAUGCUGCUGCUUUAAUGUAUUGUGUGUGUGACUGGGCAAAUCCCUUGCAAAAGUAGAAAGUAGAAAUUAUUUUGAGUUUUUGUUGCCUUCAAUAGGACUUUCCGUUGAGAUGCUAUUGAAUGCACAGCAUGAUUUUUGCAAGGGAUAGCUUGGACCUAGUGAGCCUAAGCUGGGAAAAUGUAAUCAUUAUAUUCAAAUUCUUUUCCUUUUCAUCACUAGGGGUGUGUGAAUAUUGAAUAUCACUGAAUCAAAUAGCUAACGUUCCAAAAAACCCUUUCAGACGCUAACUGAUUCUGUUGAUUUAAAACUUACUUCAACCGAAUUUCCUACAUUUUAAGAAUCAUAAAAAGUGUACAGCUGCAAAAUAGAUUAACAAUUUUCAAUCCUUUAGUGUGUUUUGUCAUGUUUAGAGAAUGCGGACUCCAUGUGAAAACUCAUACAGGAACAUUAAAUAUAAGAACAAUAACUAUUUCAUGUGUAGCAAGCUUGAAAAAUACCUAUCCAGUCACUUGAAAAUUGUGCCUGGUGCAACGAAUUGUGAAAAACAAUGAAAGAAGUGAACCCGCUGCAUACGAUGACAUACUCACACCGAAUAAAAAUAUGCAACCAUCUACAUUCCCACACGUUUUACUAAAGCAUUUUGCACAUGUUAUUCAAACUUGUAGCACAAUUCCAAUCGGAAGUGUUUUAAGAUAUAUGUGACACGUUUUAAAUGUCAUUACUUUUAUCAGUGCCUUUGCUGUUGAUGCACAGCCUUGGCGUACACAACGUGGCGCGCUGUCACAUGUCGCGUGCCCCACGGAGGCCCUCGUGCUUGAUGCCGCCCAAGCGAGCGUUUUGCUUUGUUUUCGCCGCAAAAGGAGUGAGUGUCGAGCAUGCUGCGUUCGGGGACUUGGUCACUGCGAGAGCUCCCCGACGUCGGCCUGAUGCGAGAAUGGCACGCCCAGUGCCCAAAGGGCUCAAUUCGCAGAACGGCACCGCGUUGGCCAGGAUCGCCUCUGUCGGUGCAAGGUUCAUCCGGGUUGACAGGGCCGAUCGAAAUGAACACGCGAUACAUACAGAGGAAACGGCAACAUAAGCAGCGCAUAUUUUGUGAGGCAUGCAGAUCGUGUGGGAUAUGCGGCGACAAAUUUCACACCACUUCAACAGCCGUCAAUCUAACCCGCACGCGUGACCUUGGGACCGAUCGAACUUGUCGGGCGAACUUUCUGUGUUUGUACAAUUUUUGGCAAGUGGCAAAUCACGCCGAACCUGACAACGAAAUGGAGGGGACGGCGCCUGCUCUUAUUGUCGGCGCCGGCAACGCGAGUCACAUGAUGCGCGGUCCUUUCGUCUGUCGCACUGAUGGCCGUGCAAUAACCCACCUGCCGUAAAAUUGGGAUAGCCCUUCUGCAUUUUGGAGAAAAACUGGAGAGCAAAACUUUCUAUGCAAUAAAUAAGAUUGCCGCAGAACACAGGACUACAGUGGAAUCUCGUUGAUAUGAUCUUCACGAGAGCUGGAAAAUAAAGUGCAUCAUCUGGAAAUCGUAUUAUCCAACCAGAUUGUAUUAUCGGCAAAAGAAAAAGAAACGCAUUACCUCGAAAAACAUAUUAUGCAGAAUUGUAUGAAUGAGAUUCCACUGUACUAUGAAACUGAGAACCUCAUUGAUAUUCAGUUAAGAGUGUCACCAAUUCGUUUGUUUCUGAGGAAAAAAGCAUUUGAUUCUAUACGAUGGAAAUUUUAUUGAUAGACCUUCAUAUACUAUAACUGACCUGUACUAGCACACUAAUUCGGUGUUCCCUUUUACAAGAGUAGACUGUGUGUCUUUAUUACUGUGUACCUUUGUUACUUAUACCUUAGCAUGAGCAUCACUGUAUUUUCUUGCCCAAAAUUUGUAAGCAUUAAAUUUUGAGAAAAAUUUCCUGAUAUUCAAUAUUCAUAUCAAUAUUCGGCUGCACUUUCUUUUCUUGAUUCGAUUCAAAAUCUACUACUAUUCAGUUUUUGCACACCCCUACUUUUCAUACUUCAUGAGUGGUCAGAGUGGUGCUCCACAUAUGUUAUCACCAGUAUUAUCACCUGCAUUAUCGCCACUCUUAAGUGGUGGAUAUGAGAGGAAUAGGAUUGAGUGAAAGGAAUCUGUACAUUGUACCAGCCCUGGUGUUAGUGUAUGGUGUAGAUGCAUGCAUCGAGACUUACUUGCCAGCCAUACAGAGCCAUACAGGCAUGGAGUCCACAUUCUCUACAAUCUGGCGUCGCGCCGUGUGGUGAUCUUAAGCGGUCACUCAGCACUUGUUUUAGCUACGGUCGUGCUCACCGUGUGUUCUUGAAUGCAAUUGUUUGCACAGUGCACAACUGCCGAUGACACCUCAAUGCCUUCUUGUCUCGACAAAGCCAGUCUGCUGCUUGUAUUUUGCCUUAUUCCUUUUGCGAGGCCACUGACACUUAGUACUGCUGAUUGUGCCCUGCAAGAUUGUGCCUUAUUAGGUCAUUUUGCCUGGCCACACAAACUAAAGGUCAUUUUAAUGUGUCACACUGCACCGGGCGGCCAGGAAAUGCAAAGAUUUUAAACACACAACGAGCCUUGUACGUGUGUGCCUUCAUGACUUAUAGACCGGUGUUUUUUAACCAGCGUAAACUUUGCAUAUAUACCAUUUCUUGAUGGGUCAUGCAAAGAAAGUGAUUCGUUUAUCUCAUUCCUCAUUUUGUUCAAUGUUUACACAACUGGUAUGCAUUUUUAGUAGCCGGUAUUUUUAUUGCUUAAGUGGAGCUUCAUUUGUCUGAAAAGUUCAUAUGUAGACCGGUGAACAUUUGAUUAUACUUUUCUGUCAGUAUUAAUCUACCUUUUAUCAUGAAAGCAUUUCAUCGUGCUGUCAAAAGAAACUGCAGCAGGCAAAGCUGUGUUUAUUCCCUCAUUUUGUGAUAACAUUACCAGUGAAAUUUAUUUUUAGUGCCACACAUUCUAUUUAUUCAGCUUACAUAUCAUUCUAUACAAAAGUUCCUUGUGUACUGUUUCAUGUUGAAACUAUGUUGAUGUUUCUAGGUGCCUCUGAGAAUAAUAAAGGCUCGUUAGACUUCAAGA